Alternaria burnsii is the source of this 2889-nucleotide messenger RNA. RefSeq names its product serine threonine-protein kinase cbk1. Gene Ontology annotation, molecular function: protein serine/threonine kinase activity; ATP binding. Lineage: Eukaryota; Fungi; Ascomycota; Dothideomycetes; Pleosporales; Pleosporaceae. The transcript has 5 exons. Gene Ontology annotation, biological process: intracellular signal transduction; peptidyl-serine phosphorylation. The record is from RefSeq and is a predicted model, not a curated record. Bases 1 to 2889 code for a protein of 962 amino acids.
AUGAUGCCGCUCGUGCCAGUGCGAAAAAGGAAAGAAGCCCAUAACCAAACACACUUGUCUAGUGACAAAGGCAAGAUCCGCGUUAUCGAGCGAUCGGCAGAGGGACAUUCCAGCCUCUCCACGAAGAACCUACAGGGGCGCAACAGUACCCCGGCUAGCCGUACCUUUACUACACUUCGUCGGGGAAGCAUCAAGAUUUUUUCUCUCUUCCGUAAUAGCAAGAGUUCCGCUCCAAGCUCUGCGGAGGCCGCAUCUGGUAGUACCGGGUCAACAGCGAACAAACCAAAAGACGUACCACGUGUCAAUACCGUCAAAUCCUACUCCAAUUUUCCUCUACAAUGUCCUAUAGUUCCCGAUGUACCUAUGAAUCUACCAGCUCUCUCCCUCGAUCCCGACUCUUCAUCCUUACUUCAACUCACUAAUGCCGCCGUCUUCGAUGGCGAGUCAGAACCUAUACCAAGAGCUCGCACGCCGCCUUCUGCGCCCAUAUCGACAAGUUGGUCAUCGCCAAACCUCUCAUGGCAGCUCACUUCUAAGCUUUCCAACGCUCUUUUGAAGAACGAUACGGUAGUACAUAGACCCAAGUUAAGCUCUCGUCCAACCGUCAAAGCCGACCAGUUCAAGCAACCAAGCGAUGACCAGCAAACUGCAACCUCGCUCAAAAGCCCCAUGUCCGAGGUGCCUUCUCUUCCAUCAAGUGUUCUCAGUCCUGCCAGUAGCAACGCACCCUUGAGUCAGUCGACUGCACCAACGUCAUUGGUCUCAUCGGGUGCACCGCUGUCUGCUGAAACGUUAUACCGAACCCAGAACGGCCGUCAUAUAACCGACAACUCACCUGCGCUCUUUUGUGAGCCCACUCCAGAACACAUGCCUCCCCGGUUCCUUGUCUUCCCACGUCAAGAUGCACCGCGGUUAUGUGAGCCUUCCAUUGCUACCAUCGAGCAUGCUGCAGCGGCAAAAACCUUUUUCGAGUCUCACUUCAAUCAGCUCCUCGGAACCAAGGUCGCGCCACGAUCCAUGCGGCGCCGCCAAAUGGAGCGCAAGCUCUUCGCUAUGGCCAUACCCAACGAGCAGCAGACGAACCAUCUCCGCCAAACACGCGUCAUGAAGUCCAAUACACUAGUGCGUCGGGCAAUGAAGGGCGUACAUGUUUCCAACUAUGACAUCAUAAGAGUACUCGGAAAGGGUAGCUUUGGAGUCGUUCGCCUCGUUCGCGAGAAGAGCGACGAUUGCGGCACUCUAAGGGGGAGCAGCUGCAGUGUGGGAUAUCUUGAUGGCUCGUUGACACCAAGGAAUGAUAGGUCCUCCCCAACAACCCGCAGACAAAAGCAAGUCUUCGCCAUGAAGGUCAUCAGGAAGUCGGAUAUGCUUCGCAACAGUCAGGAGGGACACUUACGGGCAGAACGAGACUUCUUAGUCGCUUCUGAAAACUCAAGAUGGGUGGUACCUCUCAUCUCUGCAUUCCAGGAUAACAACAAUCUCUAUCUUGUCAUGGAGUAUAUGGUGGGUGGCGAUUUUCUGGGCCUACUUCUUCGUGAAGACAUCUUAGACGAGAAUGUUGCCAAGUGGUAUCUUGCGGAGAUGAUAUUGUGCAUUGAGGAAGCACACAAAAUGAAUUGGAUUCAUCGCGAUGUCAAGCCUGACAACUUCCUCAUCACAUCAUCUGGUCAUCUCAAAAUCUCCGACUUUGGCCUCGCUUUCGAUGGACACUGGGCUCAUAACCAGACGUACUAUAACGAACAACGGUACGGCCUACUCCGCGAUCUGGAUCUACAUAUUACAGGCGAUGUGCAAGAUGUUGAAGAAGAAAAGAGCCGACAAGAUGCUCGCAAAACCCUGGAACCUGUCAAGGGAGGUGCCGCAGCGCGCGGCCGUUACCAGACCAGACAAGACUCAGCGAAUGGACCUAUAAUCGACUGGUUGAACCGAGAGCAAAGGCGUGAAUUCGCGAAGAGCGUCGUCGGAACAAGUCAAUACAUGGCACCAGAGGUAAUACGAGGUGAAAGCUACGAUGGUCGUUGUGACUGGUGGAGCAUCGGUAUCAUACUAUACGAGUGUCUCUACGGGUGCACACCUUUCUUUUGCGACAAUCGCCAAGCCACGAAAGCGCGCAUACUCGACCACACGCGGUGGCUGCGCUUCCCAUCUGAGCAGCGAUAUGCUCGUCCCAAUAUCGACCGCGUACCGCUGAUGCCAGUGUCACGCAAUGCAAUCGAUCUAAUGAUGCGAUUGCUCGACGAGAGGCAAGAUCGACUCUCAGCCAAGCGAUACCGUGAGAAUGACUGGGUCCUCCGUGACAAAGCUGCUGGUGCGCGCCGCAACCGGAACAUCAACACCACUGGUCAUAUCGUUUACCCAAACGACGCCGAAGACAUCAAAUCGCAUCCGUUCUUUCGCAACAUCCAGUGGUCACAACUGCAUCAGACUCGUCCUCCGUUUGUACCUCGUGUUCAUGGCGGCCAGCCAAUUACUAAGUACUUCGAUGAUGAGGCUGAGAUCAUGAGUGCUUCUGAUCAUCUCGACUCUUCAAGCUACGAGGCUUUCGGAGAAGCGUUAGUUUCCAAUUUAGCAGAACAUGUUGGCGAGAACGAGACAACGCCUUUGGUCCAGUCGGCAGCCCAGCCGAACAGUAUCGCUAAGCCCGCCCAGGCUUUAUUUGCCAAACCAUUGCAGGAAAUGAAGAAGCGUAAGAGAGAGAAGAAGAGGCCUCGUGACAAACUUCUUCGAGAUCCAGAGGUUGGCCGUACCGUUUUGGAAAUCAGGAAAAAGGGUGCUUUUGUGGGCUACACAUACCGCAGGCCUAGAUUUUCGCUGCAAGACUUGGAGGACAAGAUUGCUAUUACGAGACCUCACAUCACCCGGCCUGGGGUGGUGGCUGCGAGUGCUUAG